This is a messenger RNA of Diceros bicornis minor, 2963 nucleotides long. Its product is annotated as zinc finger protein 343-like. The record is from RefSeq and is a predicted model, not a curated record. NCBI's taxonomy places the organism in Eukaryota, Metazoa, Chordata, Mammalia, Perissodactyla, Rhinocerotidae. The annotation marks the transcript as partial. The transcript has a single exon.
UCUUUUGAAAGCUUCUGGAGUGACAGAGUGGAAGGUGUGGUCAGACAAGGGGGCUCCGAGUUCUUGUUUGGGAGGACAAAGCAGAGGAUUACUUCAAGAACUUUCUGCAGCCCACCUGUAGGACAGCUACUAAGCUCAAGGGAAGUCAAGACCGUAGUGGAAAUAAAGUUCAGCUCAGCUGAGAAGACAAACACUUUCAAAAAAGACAAAGUAUUGAAGUGGGUAGAAAUCUCGGGAUUUGAAGUAGUCAAUUGUGGAAAUUAUGGGCUGGGCCUUAACCGGAAGUCGGCCCUCUUCAUUCAUCAGAAGACACACUCAGGAGGAAAGCCUUAUUUUUGCAGUGAGUGUGGCCUAAGCUUUAGCUAUAACUCAGCUCUCAUCACACACACGAGGUCACACACAGGGGAGAAGCCUUACCUCUGCACAGAGUGAGGGCAGGCCUUCAGCCAGAAGUCAAACCUGGUCACACACAAGAUGGCACACUCUGGGGAGAAGCCUUUCACAUGUGAGGAGUGUGGGCGAAGCUUUAGCCAGAAGUCAACCCUCAUCAGACACCUCAGGACCCACUCAGGAGAGAAGCCCUUUGGGUGCCGGCAGUGUGGGCGAGGCUUCAGGGAUAAGUCAAACCUUAUCACACACCAGAGGACUCACUCAUGGGGGAAGCCUUAUGCAUGCAGGGACUGUGGGAGGCUUUUUAGAGAUAAAUCAAGUCUCAGCAAACACCAGAGGAUUCAUUCAGGGGAGAAUGCUCAUCUGUGCAAUUACUGUGGCCGGACCUUUAGUCAGAAGUCAUACCUCAUAAAGCACAAGAGGACACACUCAGGAGAGAAGCCUUUUGUGUAUCCGGAGUGUGGACGAGGCUUUAGUGAUAAGUCAAAUCUUACCACACGCCGGAGGACACACUCAAGGGAGAACCCCUAUAUGUGUGCAGAAUGUGGACGAAGCUUUAGUGUUAAGUCAGCUCUCAUUACAUACCAGAGGACACACUCAGGAGAGAAGCCUUACAUGUGCAAAGAAUGUGGGAGAGCCUUUAGACAUAAGUCGACUCUCAUUGCCCAUCAGAGGACACACUCAGGAGAGAAGCAUUUUGUGCGCAGGGAGUGUGGACGAGGCUUCAGACAGAAGUCACACCUCAUCAGUCAUCAGAGGACACACUCUGGGGAGAAGGCUUAUGUGUGCACCGAGUGUGGGCAAGGCUUUAGCCAGAAGGCAAAUCUGGUCAGGCACAAGAUGGCCCACUCAAGGGAGAAGCUCUUUGUGUGUGGGGAGUGUGGGCGAGGCUUCAGCCAGAAGUCGGCCCUUAUGAGACACCAGAGGUCACUUCUGCUGUAGAGAAGCUUUAAGCACAGGGAGUGUAGGCAAGGCUUUAGCAAUAAAUCAUACGUUAUCAUGCAAGAAAAGACAACUUUAGGGGAAAUCUCAUGUGUGCAACAGAUGGCCUUCUGAGAUAACUCUCACCAGAGGACAGGAGAAGACCUACGUAUGUAAAGCAGUGGUUCUCAACUAGAAGCGGUUUUACCUCCAGACGACAUUUGUUGAUGUCUGGAGACAUUUUUUUGUUGUCACAACUGGGAGGCUGCUACUGGCAUCUAGUGAGUGGAGGCCAAGGAUGCUGCUAAACAUCCUAUGAUGCACAGGACAGCUCCCAUCAGCAAGGAGUUAUCUGACCCUGUAAGAUUUGGACCCCUCCAAGGCUGGCUUUGGCUCCAGAACCCUCCCUGUGGUUUGGUGGGAGAUUUCUCAGACUGCUGCAGCUGAGUCUUCCUACCCCACCAUCCUUCCCUCCCCUUUUCCUUCAUAUCUGAAUCUGAUGCCUCUCUCUGCCUUCUCUGACUUCCUUUCCAUUUUUUCCUCAAUGUGAUUUUCCCAAGAGUCUCUUGCAAGUCUAAUCCUGUCUUCUUUCACAGAAGACUCCAACUAACACAGUUAUGAAGAGAAAAUGGUAAGUUUACAGUGAAGCAGCUUAGCCUGCAUCACCUUCACAAAGUCAGCCACUAAUAUUGGGACAGGUUGAUGCCACAGGCCUACUAAUAGGAUUCAUUGAAAAGGAUAGCAUGUCUUUGUUGUUUUUUAAUAUUCCUGCCAAAAAAUGUGUAACCUAAGUCUUAUCAUGAGAAAUCAUUAGAUAAACCUAAAUGAAAAAAUAUUCUACAAAAACUUCCCCUGUAGUCUUCAAAAAUAGUAAGACCAAGAAAGACAAAGGAAGGCUGAUAAACUGUUCUAGAUUAAAGGAAAUUAUGGAGACAUGACCACUUAAUACAGUGCUUGAUAUAGGAUUUGAUCCUGGACAGAAAAAAAUAUAGUCACAAAAGACUAUGGAUUAGAGAAUAGUGUUUAAUCAAUGUUAAAUCAAUGAUAAAUGCAGUGUAGUGUGGUCAUGGAAGUCAUGUCUUUGCUCUGGAAAUACACAGGUGAAUUUUUAGGGGUAUAGACACACAGUGACUCCAACUUAUUCACAAAUUGUUCAGAAAAAAAUGGUCUCAAAGUGUUCAUAGAAAACAAAAUGCGUAUGUCAAGUAUAAAUAUAUUUUCCAGUAGAGGGGGUAGGAGAGAGGGAGAGAGAGAGAAAGAGAAAAAGAGAAAGAAUGGAACAAAUACAAACCAAGCAUUGGCAAAUCCACUUAAAAGAUAUACGAGAGUGCCUUAUACUUUUCGUACCACUUUCCUCGAAGUUUGAUAGUAUAUCAAAAUAAAAACGUUAGCAAAAAAGAGAAAAAGGAAGGGAGGAAAGAAGGAAGGAAGGACAAAAAAGAUAGAAAGGAAGGAAGGAAAAAGGCAGCUCCGGGGAUGCUGGGUUGGUUGGUGGUUGGAAUAAUCACGGUUACAAUUGGACCUACAUAGCCCGGAACAACUCAACUCCUGGAGAAAUUAGAAAUGUUAGCUCAUAUCCUAAUUGUCAGAUAGAGGAAAAAGGCUUGCACUUUCUGUGAAAUAUCCAUACAUUAGUCUCCAAAAGUUUUUUU